Molecule: messenger RNA, 2203 nt
Organism: Thermothelomyces thermophilus ATCC 42464
Lineage: Eukaryota; Fungi; Ascomycota; Sordariomycetes; Sordariales; Chaetomiaceae
Product: multicopper oxidase
Exons: 6
Coding region: 30-1949 (639 amino acids)
Molecular function (GO): copper ion binding; oxidoreductase activity
Source: RefSeq, a predicted model, not a curated record
CGCAGCCGUCGAAGUGAGGGCAGCCCAACAUGGCUAGGACAUCUCUCUGGCUGCUGCUAUGCGCCUGUCUUUCUCAAGUCUCUUGGGCCGCCACGGUCCGGAAGAGCUUGCGUCUCACUUGGGGCGAAGGCGCUCCGAAUGGACGGUCAAGGGAGAUGAUCUUCAUCAAUGGCCAGUUCCCGGGGCCGAACCUCAUCUUUGACGAGGACGACGAUGUUGAGAUUACAGUGCACAAUGACAUGCCCCGGAAUGCAACCGUUCACUGGCACGGGAUCGCCCAAACGGGCACUCCAUGGUCUGAUGGUGUCAUCGGACUCUCUCAGAGACCCAUUCUGCCGGGCGAGUCUUUCGUCUACCGCUUCAAGGCCUCUCCCCCCGGAACGCACUGGUACCAUUCUCACGAACGCAUGUCGCUCGAGGAUGGUCUUUACGGGGCAAUUUUUGUCAGGCCAAAGCAAAAUCUCAAGGGACUGUGGUCCCAAAUCAGCAAUGACACCAAGGACAUCAAGGCUAUGGAGAAGGCCGCACGCAAUCCAAAGCUCAUGGUCCUGUCAGAGUGGACAAGCUUCACUUCUGAGGCAUGGUGGAAAGCCGUCCAGGAAUCGGGCCUGUUAAUCUUCUGCGUCGAUAGCAUCCUGUUGAACGGCCAGGGAGAGGCCUACUGCCCGCCUCACGAAUUCCUCAUCAACCAGACAAAUCCCGGCCCCAAGAUGACCAGUUUUCCCGACCAGAACGUCACCGACAAAGGCUGCUUCCCCUUAACAGCGCCGGGAAUCCAGGGACCAUGGGUACAUAACUCGAGCGACAUCACCAAGGUUCCCAACCAUCUCCAAUGGGGAUGCAUCCCGUCGAGCGGAAGCAACUACACGCUCGAGGUUGAUCCCGCCGACGGGUGGGUCAGCCUGAAUUUCAUCGCGACGCAGUCCAAUAAGCAAGUCGAUUUCUCCAUCGACGAGCACACAAUGUGGCUCUACGAGGUUGACGGAGCCUACGUGGAGCCGCGAGAGUUCGUCGCCGCCGCCAUCAGCUCGGGCGAGCGCUUCUCCGUCAUGGUGAAGCUCGACAAGACCCCCGCCCGCUACACCAUCCGCCUGCCCGACUCGGGCGCGACCCAGGUCCUCUCGGGCUUCGCCGAGAUGGUGUACAAGGGCGCCGAGCACAGCACCAGGCAGUCGAUCCCGUACGUUACCUACGGCGGCAUGAGCGCGCUCCCCAUCACCGACACCAUGAGCUACACCCCGUACGACCUCUCAUCCGACACGAUGACGCCGUGGCCGCCGGUCGCGCCGGCACCGGUGGCGGACGAGGAGUUCCUCCUGGUGAUGGGUCGCGCGGGGUCCACGAUCAAGUACACCAUGAACGCCAAAUACCUCUACCCUCCCGACUUCAAGGCGGACCGGCCCAUGCUCUUCUACCCGAACGACACGCUGGGGACGGAGGACGAGAACCUGGUGAUCCGGACCAAGAACGGGUCCUGGGUCGACCUGAUCCUGCAGGUCGCCUCGCUGCCCGGCGACGAGAUGGCCUUCCAGCACGUCAUGCACAAGCACGGCAGCAAGACGUGGAGGAUCGGCAGCGGCGUGGGGCCGUGGAAGUACAGCAGCGUGGCCGAGGCGAUCGACGCGGAGCCCGAGAGCUUCAACCUGGUCAACCCGGGAUACCGGGACACCUGGAUGACCGUCUUUGCCACCGAGCCGACGGGCGGAUACUGGACCGUCUACCGCUACCAGGUGACCGAUCCGGGCCCGUGGUUGUUCCACUGCCACUUUGAGCUGCACAUGAUGGGAGGCAUGUCCAUGGCCAUCCUGGACGGCGUUGACGCGUGGCCCGAGGUGCCGCCCGAGUACCGAUUGACCAAGCCGUCUUCUAACAACCCGUGGAAGAACAUCUUGGAGUGGCUCCGCGACUUGCUCGACCGUCUUAAAGGAGGCCGCCAUUCCAAGGCCUGACCGUAUCCAGGGAAAGGGGGGGAAUUAUUUUUUUGUAGCAUUAACUAAUUUGGGAAGAGCGUGCGUCCGGCUGCGUAGGACACAACGGGCACUGCCAUGGGGUGUAGAAAGAAAUUCUUUUGUUCUUGUUGCCGAUGAGAAAGGAAAGAGGGAACGAGAAUCAGGAGACUAACACUCUUUCUUGUGUUCGGACGCCAAUGUUACCUCCCUCAGGUAGAUAGAUAAUCCGAUCCGUGUUUUCCCCUCCUACUGCC